This is a messenger RNA of Batrachochytrium dendrobatidis JAM81, 1171 nucleotides long. RefSeq lists its product as uncharacterized. The transcript is spliced from 2 exons. Gene Ontology annotation, molecular function: oxidoreductase activity. The record is from RefSeq and is a predicted model, not a curated record. Lineage: Eukaryota; Fungi; Chytridiomycota; Chytridiomycetes; Rhizophydiales. Bases 1 to 1062 code for a protein of 353 amino acids.
AUGGUUUCGGUCUUGUCUAGUUCUAUUGUUGUCGCAUCUGUGGCUGGAAUAUGUUUUUACUUUGGUGUUGUUGCUAGCCAGAGAUACAAACGUCGCAAUUAUGUUGCCUCUCUACCACCACCAACCGACACAAACCUUGCCGAAUUGCACCACUUUAUUGUUCAAAUACUUACGGAUUUCCCAUUCCUAUAUCGUACUGCUCUUGAAUUCGCUUUUUUCAAAACAUAUGGCAUUCCGUCUAUAUCUAAACUGUUGGUUGCCACAGGUGAGAUCACCAAUGCAUGUCCCCGCCGCAUAGCCGAUACGGAUCUCCUCAUUCGUGAGUUCUGUGAGCAUCCACUCGAUAAUGAACGAUCUAUUCUUGCCAUGCGUAGAAUGAAUCACUUUCAUAGCAAAUAUCACAUCAGCAACGGCGACUACCUGUAUGUUCUCUGUGUGUUUAUUAUCGAACCCAUUCGAUGGAUCAAUCAGUUUGGAUUCAGAAAGCUCACCACAAAUGAGAUUGAGGCGCUCUGCAUCCAUUGGAGGUGUGUUGGUAUCUAUAUGGGCAUUACGGAUAUCCCUGGAUCGUAUCCAGAAGUAGUGGCUUAUAUCGAGGAAUACGAAAAGGCCAACUUUUGCUAUACCGAUCAGAACAGGCAGGUUGCUAACGCCACUAUAGAAGUUUUCUUGGCUCCGUUUCCAAAAUGUAUGCAUUCGUUUGGUCAUAAAGCAGCACAUGCACUCUGUCCACCCAAUCUUUGUGAGGCUAUGGGAUUUGAGAAAUCCUCCAAACUUCUUAAAUCUACUCUUGAAGGAGCAUUAUCUUUGAUGGGGCUUGUGACUCGCCUCUUUUGCUUCCCUCGUUCCCAGCCCAAGCAUCGGACUGGAGAAUUUCCUAAUCCAAAUGGAUCGUACUGUCCUCGAUUUGCAAUGUACGAUAAACAGUUGUACAAGGAGGGAUAUUUUAUUGGCAAACUGGGACCACAGAAGUUUGAAAAUGAUGGUAUGCUAGGAGAAUUGCACACACCUAAAUCCAACUCGGUCAAGUGUCCCGAGCUGAAGAAGCCAAAGCCAAUCUGAUGUGUUGCAAGAAUAUCUAUCACUAGAGUAUUUGUAGCUUUCUAAAAAUAUUAGUAUAGUAUUUGAAUUGGACUUGGUAUGUAUCAAAUAAAUAUCAUUUAUUUGGUCU